UCUCUCUUUCACCCCAGAGACACACUAUAAAUAUCUGUUCCCACAUUUAGGAGCAACAGUUCAGACACCUGCAGCAUCCAGUCACCUGGGAAACACGCAGCUCCGGGACUUCAGUGGAUUUCUUUUUUAUCUUUGAUCUAAAACCAAGAACCGGACCAACAAGCAGAAAUGGGAAAAGUUUUAUUCGCUAUCGUUGCAGUUCUUGCAUCUUUGGUUCUGGUGGAGUCCCUGUCCUGCAACCAAUGCUCCUUCGGUCUGCUUGGCACCUGUUUUAGUCAAAGCUCUGUGGCCUGCACCACCAACACCAGCACAUGCUACACUGGAAAAACCAUUUUCCCAUCCCUCUCAAGCUUCCUGGGCUUCAACAAUCAGGGGUGUAAGGCUGACAGCACAAACUGUAACACAACCACCCAAGGAACUCUGAUGUUCGUCACGUACAACACCACAUUUACCUGCUGCAGCACAAACAACUGCAACCCCAUCACAAUCAGCAGCGCCACGACUGCCAAGAUGACCUUCACUGGUGCUGUGAGCGCAGCCAUCCUGGCCUCUGUGUUGGGAAGCAUCAUGUAGCAAAAUGGCAAAAGCUUCCUGCAAUCGUUUCUGAAAAAUUAAGAAUUUUAUGUUUAAGUAAUCAAAUUCAGGAAAUCUUCAAGUGCAAUAUUCUACAGACUUACACAUUCAUCCUCUAAACAGAUGUUGUCAAAUGAAGUUUUCAGGAAGUCCAAAUCAUGGAAGUUGAUCAAUGGGAUGUUUCAGGGAAACACUGAGUUCGUAAAUCUUUCAUGACGACGUUCUUUGUUUAUUUUGUCCUUUCAAAAUGUAUUUAUCCUUCUAAAUUCAUUGUGCAUUAUUGGACAGACUUAGUUAAAAUAAAUAAAAAUAUCUAAAUUUUA
Nothobranchius furzeri (turquoise killifish) is the source of this 896-nucleotide messenger RNA. It is a transcript of the gene lye, whose product is annotated as lymphocyte antigen-6, epidermis. Lineage: Eukaryota; Metazoa; Chordata; Actinopteri; Cyprinodontiformes; Nothobranchiidae. The record is from RefSeq and is a predicted model, not a curated record.